Leptopilina boulardi is the source of this 761-nucleotide messenger RNA. RefSeq names its product zinc finger matrin-type protein 2. The record is from RefSeq and is a predicted model, not a curated record. The transcript is spliced from 4 exons. NCBI's taxonomy places the organism in Eukaryota, Metazoa, Arthropoda, Insecta, Hymenoptera, Figitidae. Gene Ontology annotation, molecular function: nucleic acid binding; zinc ion binding. The coding region runs from base 143 to 739 and encodes 198 amino acids. Gene Ontology annotation, cellular component: U4/U6 x U5 tri-snRNP complex; spliceosomal complex. Gene Ontology annotation, biological process: mRNA splicing, via spliceosome.
GCGAAUCAUGUGUGUGUGUGUGUGUGUGUGACGUAUGUCUCAGUGUGAGUGUUUUUUUUUUGACAUUUGUUGGACGUUUUGUUUAUUUACGAUUAUUAAAAAUAUCAAUAUAAUUUGAAAAUAAAAAAAAAAAACAUCAAAAAUGUCGCAACGUCCCGAUGAUCAUCGUCGAAAAUGGAAUCGAGAGGAUUACGAACGAAUGGCAUUACAACGUUUACAAGAGGAAAUUGCGGAAGACGAUCUUGGAAUUCCAAAACAACCGGCAGUUAAACGUGAACUAUUAAAACAACGUGACUAUAAAGUUGAUCUCGAAUCGAAAUUAGGUAAAAGUGUCGUUAUCAAUAAAUCGACACCAUCGUCACAAACUGGCGGUUAUUAUUGUAAUGUUUGCGAUUGUGUCGUCAAAGAUUCAAUUAAUUUUUUGGAUCACAUCAAUGGGACAAAACAUCAAAGAAAUUUGGGAAUGUCAAUGAAAAUAGAGAGAUCAACACUCGAACAAGUUAAAGCAAGGUUUGCUGUAAAUAAAAAAAAACUCGAGGAGAAAAAAAAAGAUUAUGACCUUGAGCAAAGAGUGAAAGAACUAAAAGAAGAGGAGGAGAAAGUAAAGGAAUACAGAAAGGAAAAGAGGAAAGAUAAAAAGCGAAGAAUGGAAGAAGACGAUGAUGAAGACGCUGGACCAUCCGAUGAAAUGGCCGCAAUUAUGGGAUUCAGUGGUUUUGGAUCAAAGAAAAAACGAUGAUAAAGUAAUAUAAAUGCAUUUA